Molecule: messenger RNA, 961 nt
Organism: Amoebophrya sp. A25
Lineage: Eukaryota; Dinophyceae; Syndiniales; Amoebophryaceae
Source: the annotation of a GenBank genome assembly
AUGGCGAAGAUGAUGAAGAUGAUGGCCAUGAAGGCCUCCAUGAAGAUGAUGAGCAUGAAGAUGAAGAUGGCCAUGAAGGUCUCCAAGAUCGCCAAGGGCAAGCGUGCCAAGUCCAGCGUCUUCAAGGGCACCAAGGCCAAGACCUCCGGUGGUCUCAAGAAGUCCGACUUGAAGAAGAACAAGCAGGGCAAGGUUGUGUCCGCCAAGGCCUCCGCUGGUACUGCUAAUUUCUUGAAUGUAUGUUCAUCUUGGUACUAGGGAUCGAUCUUGUUCUUGAAAGUGAUAUUAACUCUGGUACUUGUCAUCUUUGGUUUUUGGGACCACACUUUCUAGCAGCCCACACCAACUACAACUUCUUUUUCAUGUGUAUUCGUCAUCAGGUUGCCAUGAAAACGGACAUACAGGGGAAGAUAUCUAGAAAUCUACGUAGAAUGUAUUACUCAAGAUCUCAUUCAUCUCCUAAUAACCACACACCUCACGACACUCUCCAGCCGCCAAGAAGCGAAAGGGAUACAAGACCAUCGUCGCCUGGGGCAACGCCACCGCUAAGGCCCGCAAGGCCCUCGGCAUCAAGGGAUUCGUCCCGGUUGGUGGCAAGACCGCCGCGGGCAAGGCCCUCCUGUCCAAGGUCAAGUCCUUCCUCAAGUAAGAAGCUUGCCUCGCAGGGAACAAAGGAUGAGGAUUUGGAGAUGAGGUCGAGACACGGAGGUGGUCUCUCCCAAAAGACUGUCUUGUUGAAUGCGAUCUGCUUUUCUAGAGAGAUCUUUUCUGAUAGACUUUCUUCAAUAAAGUUGUCUUGAAAAUAGCGACACAGCAGCGGGUUCCUGUCGUGGUGUAAUCUACGCAGGUGUAUAAAACCCUGCGAUGCAAGUCAGUGGUGCGUUCCGCGGCUUGCACUGUGCUCGCGUUCGCUACAUUCGACGAGUCAUUUCGUGAUUCACUGAAAGACGCGAACAGCUUG